AUUCACCUGGCAGUGUUAGAUCUGGUGCUGAAUCAAUUGAAUUGAAUAAUGGGGAUGGAAGUUCAAUGUUUCAAGAGUCUACUGCAAGUAUCGAUUUAGGAUAUGCUUCUACAAUAGAAUCUGUUAUUGAUGAAAUAAGUGAAGAGUUACGCACAAUAAGUCUUG
This is a messenger RNA of Entrophospora sp. SA101, 165 nucleotides long. The record is from the annotation of a GenBank genome assembly. NCBI's taxonomy places the organism in Eukaryota, Fungi, Glomeromycota, Glomeromycetes, Entrophosporales, Entrophosporaceae.